AUGUUAAGAUCACAUUUAUCAAGACAGGUUGUCAGGCGUUAUACAAUUAGUACGGUAAAUGGUAAUCCGGGGAAGGUUUCUAUAUUAACGGUGAAAGUUCAUGGUGGGUCACGUUAUGCAGAGAAAGAUGGUCUGGCCCAUUUAUUGUCGAGGUUUAAUUAUCAAAAUACCAAUGGAAAGUCUUCCUUGAGAUUAGUUAGAGAGUCCGAGUUAUUAGGCGGUAAGUUUGAAUCUAUGGUAGACAGGGAAUUUAUUACCCUGAAAGCGACGUUUUUAUCAGAAAAUUUACCAUAUUUUGUCAAUGCUAUGGGAAAUGUUUUGUAUAAGACUACUUUCAGACCCCAUGAACUCGUAGAAUCCGUCUUUCCAGCGGCAAACUACGAUUCUCAAAUCAGAUCUAUGGAUCCAAUAGCUAAGGCUCAGGAUGCAUUGUACAAUAUCACUUACAGGACUGGUUUGGGUAACCCAGUUUUGUAUGAUGGCGUCCAAUCAAUUUCUCUCGAUGAUAUUAAAAAUUAUUCGAACAAAGUCUACACAAAAGAAAAUAUCAAUAUUAUAGGUGAAGGCAUUGAGGAAAACAGUUUGAAAAAGUUUGUACAGGAUUCUUUGAUUAGUAGCUUGCCAAAUGGGAAAGCUUUGAAAUCGGAAGCAGUUCCGAAGGCUUACUCUGGUGAAUCGAGAGUCAGAGCAACGGGAGAAUCAGUAGUAGGGAUUGGUAUCCCACUCAAAAAAGCGGAUAUUCCACUAUUUGAGGUCCUUUCGACGUAUUUGACAUGUCCACUAUUCCCAGGUUUUGAAUCAGUCCAUUCUUCUUUUGUGGAUACGUACCAUAACUCCUACGGACUUUUUCAGCUCUAUCUAAAAGGCACAGACGCUGGCAUCUUGUCAAAGAGCCUCAAAUCGAUAGUAGGUCAACUAAAGAAAAACAAUGACAUUGCAAAAGCUAUGGAAUUGGCCAAAAUCAAGAUGAAUGAAGUUGUGAAUACAGAAAUCAUCAAGCCAUUUAAACUUGAUGGUUUCAAUUACGUUGCGGUUGGAGACACAUCCAAAUUACCAUUCAAAGAGGAAUUGUGA
Kazachstania africana CBS 2517 is the source of this 1074-nucleotide messenger RNA. RefSeq names its product ubiquinol--cytochrome-c reductase subunit 2 (gene QCR2). Lineage: Eukaryota; Fungi; Ascomycota; Saccharomycetes; Saccharomycetales; Saccharomycetaceae. Gene Ontology annotation, molecular function: metal ion binding. The coding region runs from base 1 to 1074 and encodes 357 amino acids. The transcript has a single exon. The record is from RefSeq and is a predicted model, not a curated record. Gene Ontology annotation, cellular component: mitochondrion.